Uloborus diversus is the source of this 4835-nucleotide messenger RNA. Its product is annotated as long-chain-fatty-acid--CoA ligase 6-like. Gene Ontology annotation, cellular component: endoplasmic reticulum; membrane. The record is from RefSeq and is a predicted model, not a curated record. Gene Ontology annotation, biological process: long-chain fatty acid metabolic process. The coding region runs from base 16 to 2052 and encodes 678 amino acids. The transcript has 19 exons. Gene Ontology annotation, molecular function: long-chain fatty acid-CoA ligase activity. NCBI's taxonomy places the organism in Eukaryota, Metazoa, Arthropoda, Arachnida, Araneae, Uloboridae.
AUAACUAGGAAUAAAAUGGACAGCUCUCUUCAGUAUAUUUGUGGAUCGAUUGCAGCUGCUGUAACCGGAGCAGUUGCAACUGCAGCAGUAUAUAUUGCUACACGUCCACCUCCAAAACUCAAAAGGAAUUUUGAUCUCAAUCAUCAGUCAGAAGAAAUACCGGGCUCUGAGCAUGUUAGAAUAUCUCAUUUAACACCAAAAGCACCUCAUGUUUCGUAUUUGUAUGAAGAUGCUCAAACAUUGUAUGAAUGUAUGCUUAGAGGAUUAAGAGUUUCUGGUAAUGGACCUUGCCUUGGUUGGCGUGAAAAAGGAAGUGAAGAAUAUCAAUGGCUUCGAUACAAAGAGGUUGUGGAGAGAUCAAAAAAUUUUGGUGCAGGUUUAAUGUUUAAGAAAAUUAAGCCAAAAAGUUUUGUUGGAAUAUAUUCUGCAAAUAUUGUAGAGUGUGUUUUGGCCGAGCAUGGGUGCUAUGGACGAUCUAUGAUCAUUGUUCCUAUUUAUGAUACUCUUGGACCAAAGGCAUUUACACUAAUCGUAAAUGAAGCUGAAAUUAUGGCUGUUGUUUGUGACAAAGAAGAACGUUCUGUGGCACUAAUGAAUGAUUUACAUGAAAUGCCUACAUUAAAACUGAUUGUUCAAGUUGAUCCAAUCUCUGAAACUGCUAAACAAAAGGCAAAAGAGCUUGGUAUUGAAAUUCUUUCAUUUACAGAAAUAGAGAGACUUGGAAAAACUAAUCCUCAAGACCUCAUUCCCCCCAAACCAGACGAUUUAGCUACCGUUUGCUACACCAGUGGUACUACAGGAAAUCCAAAAGGUGUGAUGUUGACUCACAAGAAUAUAAUGGCAAAUGUCAGCUCUGCAAUGCUGCAAUUUGGAGAAACAGCCCCUGGCAGUAAUGAUAUAAUGCUCUCAUUUUUGCCAUUGGCCCAUAUGUUUGAGCGCUGCUGUCAGGUAGGGUUGUAUAUGACUGGUGGACAAGUUGGAUUUUUUCAAGGGGAUAUCAGGAAGUUGAAUGAGGAUUUCAGGACCUUAAGACCAACUGUAAUUCCAUGUGUGCCUCGUCUGUUAAAUAGAAUCUAUGACAAGAUUCAAGAAGAGGCAAAUUCUAGUAAAAUAAAAAAGAUGCUGCUUAACAUGGCUAUUGAAAGCAAAAAAGCUGAAUUAGAAAGGGACAUAAUUCGCAACAACGGCAUCUGGGACUGGACUGUUCUCAAACCGAUUCAAGAUAAAUUAGGUGGUCGCAUACGAUUAAUAGUUGUAGGCUCUGCACCUAUUGCUGGACAUAUUUUGACUUUUUUGAGAUGUGCUUUAGGUUGUGUGAUUGUUGUUGGAUAUGGGCAAACUGAAUGUGUUGCUCCGUGCACCAUGACUACUCCAGGUGAUUCUAGUGCUGACAGUGUUGGACCUCCAAUCCCAUGCGUUAAAGUGAAAUUAGUAGAUGUUCCUGAUAUGAAUUAUUUUGCAUCUGAAGGAAAAGGAGAAGUUUGUGUCCAAGGGCUUACGGUAUUCCAGGGUUAUCUAAAAGAUACUGAGAAAACUGAAAGCACUGUUGACAAAGAUGGAUGGCUCCAUACAGGAGAUAUAGGAAUGUGGCUACCAAAUGGAUGCUUAACAAUUGUUGAUCGAAAAAAACAUAUCUUUAAACUGCAACAGGGAGAAUAUGUGGCGCCAGAAAAAAUAGAAAAUAUAUAUUUACGUUGUCCUUAUGUGUCUCAAGUUUUUGUUCAUGGAGACAGCCUUAAGUCAUGUGUUGUUGGAAUAAUUGUGCCUGAAAUGGAAUUGAUAGUACAGUGGGCAAAAGAACGAAACAUUAAUAGGGACAAGAUUAAAAUCUGUCAACAUCAGGAUGUGAAAGAAUUUAUCCUAAAUGAGAUGACGCUUACGGGAAAGAAAUCUGGUCUUAAAUCAUUUGAACAGGUGAAAGACAUUUACCUCCAUCCACACCUUUUUUCAAUGGAAGAUGGCCUCCUGACGCCAACCCUGAAGACCAAGAGGCUGGAAUGCCGGAAAUACUUUAAACCUCAAAUAGAUGCUAUGUACAGUCUCCUAAUGUGAGGAAAAAAAUAUCUUUUCGGGACUAAUAUGUGUAGCCUUUUUUGCACCCACCUUUUGGUUUUUAGAGAAUGAAGUUUGGAAGAGAUGACGUUACACAGCCAUUGAUUAUCCAAUACAUUAGUGAUGUGCAAAGAUGUAUGAAAUGAGCAAAAUUCAAAUGCAUAAGGUUUUAGGAACUAUUUAUACUACUGGCAUUUAAAUUCUUUUUUUCUCCUUGUGUUAUUAAAUGUUUGAACACAGAAUUGUGAUAUAUUUAUUGUCGAAUUUUGUUAUAGCAGUUGAUCUGCGAACAAAAAUGAGUUUUAUUUAUUUGUUUUAGUAAAUUUUUUGCAUUUAUACAAGUUUUAUCUCUUUGAUCUUUUUGAACUUUACUUUGAUUAAUUUUAAAACCUAAAAAUUUAAGAAUUUAUUUUAUAUUAGUUUUAUGAAUCACAAAAUAUUUCACAUCAAACCUUUAUUGCAUUUUCAAUUUAUUUUUCUUUCUUUCAUUAUCAUUGUAAAUAAAAUUGGUUGCUCCAUUUUUGUUUUUUAAGAGACUGAUGCUUAUGAAAAAUUUUCUUUGGGAUUCAGUCUUGCAAAUUAAAUAUCACUUUCAUUUUCAAUGUUAAAAAAAAUUAUUAAAUGUACCAUAUUUAAAUUGAUCAAAUUAAUUUGUUUCCUGAUGUUACUCAAGCCUAAUAAGAAGUGAAUUAAUAUGCUGGUGGCAUUUAAAACUUCAGCUGUGAGGCAAAAUCUGAAUAUGAACAUAUUUAAUUUCAUUUGUUGUUGCAAUGUGAAUUAAAAUUCUUUUUCAUUCCUGUUGAUAAACUUGUGAAGAUGAACACUAUGUUCGAAUUAAUUCUGAAUUGCGUUGUGUUUUUUAAUUUUUAUAAACCAUUGAAAUGUAUUAACAGAUUGAGCUAUUUCAUUCUGUCAUGAAACAAAUGUGUUGUACUUAAAAUUUUACUUAAAAUCAUCAUUGCAAAUAGAUAGUGAUAUUUUCCUUCUGUUAUUUUUUAAAAAGAAUGGAAGAAAAAAAAAUCCCCAUCAAGUUCCUUAUUAUUGUUGUUAUUUUUGUUUUGUGUAAGUCAUGUGAAAUAAUUAUGAAGAAGCAGCAGAAGGUGUUAGCAACUUCUAAAUUAUGACAUCCAGUGAAAUUUCAUUAUUAAAUACAUAUGUAUGUAUAAAAAAAAUUUUUUACUUUACUAACAUGCAUUGAUUUUGUCUUUUUAUGAAUUUAUUUAGAUCAUUUAUUAUAAACUUUUACCUUUUAAAAAAGUAAAGACAAUCAUUGAGCCUAGGGUAAAUGUUUAACUUUUCUUAUGUAUAAGUAAUAGUGAUGUGUUUAAGUUCAUCAAAAAAUCUUUGCUACACCUUCUGUUCUAAUAUUUUAUGCAUCUACCAUUAACAUUCCAUUCAAUUGUGAUCAUAUUGUUUUUAUUUAUUAAUAAGAUGAUAUUACUAGGAAUCUAAGAAUAGAUACAGGGUCUUUAUGAAUAGAUAAGUUAUGUGUAGUGUUUCCUGUACAUAAUAUUUAAUUUAACACAGUCAUUUUAAAAUGUUUUACCAAUUGUGGAAAGCCUGGUUCUUAGUCCAAAAACUACAUUUGUCAUAAAAUAUUUCUGUAUUAAUAAUAUUGAAAACAAAAGCUGAAAACUUGCCUUAUGUCUCAGGCUCUUAUCAAAAAUUUGUUUUAUAAAUUCUCUUAUUAACUCUUAGCAACAAAAAAAGUAAGCACAUACUAUACAAUUAAGUAGGUGCCUCAAGCAUAUUCAUUAAGAACAAUUUCUAUGUAGCGGAGCAUAAUUUUAUUAUUAGUUGCACUUAAUGCAAAUGGUAUAAAAAUUAUAGCUAAAUCUAAUUUUAUAAAUAUUAGAUGCCUGAAUUUUCCUAAAUGAUUAAAAAAAAUCUGGAUUCUAACAGCUGUGGCGAAAUUAUUAAAUGGCGCGUACUUCCUUACCUUUGAACAAUUUGAAUUAUACUUAAUUUACUACUAAUUCUACAGUCAUAAUCAAGUUGCAUACUGGUAAUUUAGCUAUAACAUUUGAAGUCUUCUCCAACUUUGAAAAAGUGCUAAUACUACCAUGUAUGUCCUCACAAUUAGCACUGGUGAAAAAUAUAACAAAAUAUCUGCUCAUUGUAUAAAUAUUUUUUGCAAGAUGAUACUGGCUGAUUAGUGGAGAUAGUGAUCUUAUUUAUUAUUUGUGAUUUUUUUUUUUUUUUUUUUUUUGUGAUGGAUAAUAUUAUUGUACUCCAGUUAGAAUGGGACCAAUUUAAACAUUUUUGGACCAUAGCCUUAAUGUUCAUGUGCGUGCUGUGUAAAUUAGUUUGUCGCCAAAGCUGUGAAUCUUGUAAAAAAAAAUUCUGUAUUAUCUAUUCCUCAUUAUCAUAAAGAUGUGUUAAAUAUGGUCCUGUUCUAACAGAAUCUCUUUAUUUCCUAAAGCAGUUGUUCGUUUUUAAAGGACAUUAUCAAACGUUUACUUAAUUUAUUUUACUCUACUUAUCCUUAAAUUCUCAUUAAAUACUUUAUUGGUCUUUCAAUUUUGAGUGAGGUUGUGAUAAGAAAUACUGUGAUAAAAGAUAUGAUUUUGCUGUUUGGAAAGAAUGAAAGAUUUCAGUUGAGAAGAAAGAUUGAAAUUGUUUUAUAGAUUGCCUUUUUUUUUUCCUAUUUCAUUUUUGCUAUUUUGUUUUGUGCAUGAUGUCAGAACAUUUGAAGUACUUCCAUCUCCUUUUGGCAAGGUAAUAUUUAUUGUAAUUCCAACCAAAGAAUAACUAUAAAUUGAAUAAAUCUUAUUCUAGCUUGA